Messenger RNA from Durotheca rogersii, 1302 nucleotides. RefSeq lists its product as uncharacterized. The record is from RefSeq and is a predicted model, not a curated record. Bases 1 to 1302 code for a protein of 433 amino acids. The transcript has 2 exons. NCBI's taxonomy places the organism in Eukaryota, Fungi, Ascomycota, Sordariomycetes, Xylariales, Xylariaceae.
AUGGGUGAGAGUGUUAUAAGUCGGUGUCUAUUCAAGGCCCAACAGGCUCUUGAAGAGCUCGUUGCGCACCCGGAGCGACUGGAGCAGGACAGGGAGCGCUUCAACCGGAGCCCACUAGCCGAAGAGAGGACCCGCGAGGCGCGAAAACUUUUGUACAUGGGGGAUCGCAAUGCCUCGUAUCCACGCCAAAAAUUCUCAGACCAAACCGGUGACGAAGAGAAAACGCUUUUGGUGAAAGGUGGCACGCCCUUGGGUAUGCCCUCUAAAUCAUUUGCUCGAGAAAAGGCUAGAAAGAGAUGGGUUCGGCAACGCAUCUGGAACCACAAAUGGAAUGCGAUGGACGAUGGACUAUGGAAGCAUCAAGACCCCGACGAACCCGAGUCCGAACCCGAGCCGGAGACUGCAGGCAUGGACGACAUUUUAGACGGUGUAUAUCUCCCUCCCGUCGCACACCACCACUUUCACAGGAGCCAGCCCUUCCAGCGCAAAAACCCAGCAAUACAGGCGGCCGAAAGACUGACCGAGCCCCCCUGCAAGCGCGAGGAGUCGCGCCCGAUUCGACAAUUCAUCUACCAGCUGUCAAGGGAGAGGAAGCGAAUCGAGCGCGAGUUGAACGUCGGCAAAGACCCUACUUCUGUUCCGUGCGAUAUCAACACGAGGGCGUACGAGAGGGUCAAGAAGCUAUGGUUGGAUAGGGGCAUUUGGGAUAAAAGAUGGGGGGUUCUGCCUGGAAUGUCGUGGAGGCACGAACUGCCCCCAGAGAAUUUCAUGACAUAUGAGCGUACCCCUAAAGAGUCCGCGUUGUGGGAUGACGACCCCUUGAUCUUCCCCCAAAAGUCUAGCGCCAAGUCGGGGACCAAGACGCCCGCGCCGGACACGGCUCUGAAGCUAAAUCGCUUCGGUAUAUCUCCUCCUCACCUGGAAUACAGUGACGACGAAUGGUUUCCUGAUGGGGUUAUUGGCAUGGAUACUCCUGAGAUGAGGAAAACGGCGGUAGCCACAGCACCGGAACCAGCGCCCGAGCCCGAGCCCGAGCCCGAGCCCGAGCCCGGGCUGGGACUACAACCUAGACCGAGUCAUAGUGAUAGCGAGGCCCCGACGGUACCCGCCACCCAGCCCUUGGCAGGGGAUCUACCACCUCGGGGCUCCUCCAUAGAGCUUUGCGACUCAAGCACAGUGGAGAACCCAUCGACCACAGCGCGGAAGAGAGGAAGAAGCGCAGACAUGGAGAUCGUAGAAGCUCUGACGGGGGUGCAGCGAGUCUCUAAGAGGCGGCGACGUGACACUGAGAAGGCAAAGUAG